AUGGCUGUGGAUGUGCCUGUCCUACGUGACUCGUUCGACCCAUGGGGCUCGCACGAGAAGGAGGAUGACGAUAAUGGCCGCUGCAAAGCGUGCGCCAGGAUGUCCAGGGCCAGGGCUGCGGCACACCUCCCUAUGCACCAUGAUCUACCAUCACACGUUCCCGCAUUGGACGUUCUCAACACAAGCACAAUGCCCCCUGCCCUUCAGUCUCGCGACCUAGACGACGGCUGCGCCGAUGCUGCUCCCGAAUUGCUCCAAGAGCUCAAACACGAUGGUUCCAUCCUCGCGCUCGCAGUGUCGGACGAGCACAUAUUCGCCGGUACAAGCAAGGGCGAGAUCGUGGUCUGGUCUCUAGGUACCUACCAACUCGUCCAAACAAUACAGGCGCACAAGCGGAGUGUCCUCUGCCUUCUCCUUAGCAGCGACAACAAAUAUCUCUUCUCGACCGCCUGCGAGCCCAUCAUCAACGUGUGGUGCCCCAAGACCUUCAAUCGCAUCUUCGAAAUCUACAGCACCUACGACGUGGGCGAUGUCUUCAGCGUUGCUUACUCGGCGCAGCACGAGACACUGUACUUGGGGACACAGACGCAGGACAUACAAUGGGUCAGCCUCAAUGACGCCAGUCGGAAGGUGUCGCACGAUUCGGCGGAUCACCCGGACAAACGGCAGCACCGUUUUUUCGACUCGCGCGCCGUCGGGGGGACGUCGACUCCCCGGCGCAUGGAGGAGCACUAUGCCCUUAUCCCCCGAGCGCAGACGGUGCUGGAAAUCGACCCGGGCGCCAUUCGACAAUAUGCGCACUACGGCUGGGUCUUUUGCAUGACCAUUGCGAAAAGCCCUACCGUGCUUGUCGACCCCGACGAGGAGGUCUUGGUUUCGGGUGGUGGGGACGGUACGACCAAGCUCUGGAGGCUGCACGACGACGGUCCGGAGGGAGAUGACGGCGAAAAGGUCAAGGGGGACAUUGAAGAGCUCAUGGUGCUAGGCGAAGAUGAUAGCGAGUCUGUCAUGUCUCUGGUGAUUGACGGGUCGUUUCUGUACGCUGGAAAGCUUCGGGGCAUCAUUGAACUGUGGGAUCUCGACACCAAGCAGAAAUUGAGGGUGAUCAAGGCGCACGACGGGAACGUCAACACGCUGAGGAUGAGGUUCGGCCUGCUUUGGAGUGCUGGAACUGGCGGGUCGGCAUCGAAACACAGCACAGUCCAUUACGGGAGGGACGCGAACGGUGGUUCGCAAAAUGUCAACCAGAAGUACCAGUGCCUGAACAGAUGGAAGGCACACGACGCCAAGAUUCUUUCCUCAGCCGUUGCAGUCCACCAAAACGACCAACUCUUCAUUACUGGGGCCAACGACAACGAAGUUAGGGUCUGGCGCGUCAAUGGCAUGCCAACGCAGGCUGAUGACGGAUCUGACAUACCAGAGGACAUGAUGAUAACGUCUCUUCGGGAGUUUGUGUCGUUCAAGACAGUGUCGGCCCGCCCCGAGUUUACAGAAGACUGCCGAAAGGGAGCCACGUUCCUAGGCUCGCUGUUUAAACGCCUAGGCGCUCAGGUGGAGAUGCUCAGCACCGACGGACUUCACAAUCCCGUGGUGUACGCCAAGUUUAGUGGCAAACUCGAGCCUGUAGAAAAGAGGAAGCGCGUUCUCUUUUAUGGCCACUACGAUGUGGUCCCUGCUGAUCUCAAGGGUGGCAACUGGCAGACAGACCCGUUCAAACUUGUGGGGCAGAACGGCUACCUAUAUGGCCGCGGCGUCAGCGACAACAAGGGCCCCAUCAUUGCCGCCCUGUACGCAGUGAGCGAUUUGUUACAGGCCAAAGCUCUCGACUCUGACAUCAUCUUCCUGAUCGAAGGCGAGGAAGAAUCAGGGUCACGAGGAUUCCAGGACACGAUCCACAAGCACAAGAAUCUCGUUGGACACAUCGACUAUGUUCUGCUGGCCAACAGCUACUGGCUAGAUGACGAGGUUCCUUGCCUGACGUACGGGCUUCGCGGCGUUCUGCAUGCCACCGUCUGUAUCGACUCGAAGCACCCUGACCUGCACUCGGGGGUUGACGGGAGUAGUAUGCUUUCGGAACCACUGAGCGAGCUCACGUUGCUGCUCAGCAAAGUGAAAGACCGCAAAAACCACGUCAAUCUUCCGGGCUUCUACGACGGGAUUCUGCCUGUCACGCAAGAGGAAGAGCUGCGGUAUGACGAUAUUGCCAGCAUCCUAAUGAGACGAAACCCCGCGAACGGUCCAGUGGACGUGCUAAAACGGAGUUUGAUGGCACGGUGGCGCGAACCCAACCUGACCAUUCACCGAUAUAACGUAUCGGGACCUGAUGGCAGCCUCAUCAGUAGCCACGCCACUGCCAAUGUGAGCAUCAGGCUCGUGCCGGGCCAGGAGGUCGAAGAGGUCAUCAAAUCGCUCAAAGACUUUUUGCGGACCGAGUUUGCCACCUUCGAGAGUGACAACAACCUCACAGUGCGGAUCGAUAACAAGGCAGAGCCGUGGCUCGGGGUUCCCGGCAACUACAUCUUCCGGACACUGGAGGAAGCCGUGAUGCGGGCGUGGGGGCCCGCGGCGGGCGACGAGUCGGGAGCGGUGGCACUGCCCAAGAACGCGACUAGCGAUGAGACGGCGUCCAAGAGCCGUAAGCCCCUGUACAUUCGCGAGGGUGGGUCUAUUCCCCCAAUUCGGUUCCUGGAGAAGGAGUUCAAUGCCCCCGCUGCCCACCUGCCCUGCGGUCAGGCCAGCGACUCCGCGCAUCUGCACAACGAGCGCCUGAGAGUGGAGAAUUUGCUCAAGAGCAGGGAGAUUUUCAGCACCGUCUUCCGAAAGCUGUAA
Molecule: messenger RNA, 2829 nt
Organism: Lasiosphaeria miniovina
Lineage: Eukaryota; Fungi; Ascomycota; Sordariomycetes; Sordariales; Lasiosphaeriaceae
Exons: 3
Coding region: 1-2829 (942 amino acids)
Biological process (GO): glutathione catabolic process; proteolysis
Molecular function (GO): protein binding; peptidase activity
Source: RefSeq, a predicted model, not a curated record